AUGGGUUGGAACACUGGUUUUGAACGGAUUAAACAAGAACGCAAGGACUUGGGUUUCUUCAAGAUUUUUCAGAGUGCAGAUUUGUCCUCUGAGAGCAUGAGAGCGUUUCCAUACAACUUCAUGAGCAGGAUCCCUGAGAAAGACUUAUCUUACAAGAUGGUGAUAAGAGCGCAAUGGGGAAAGUCUUGGGAUGUAGAAGUCUCCAAGAAUACGAGAUAUUACUACAUCGAGAAGCCUGGAUGGGAUCAGUUUGUGAGUGACAACGCUUUGGGAAGAAACGAGUUUGUCACUUUCAUUCACAAAGGGAAGAUGAUCUUUAAUGUCUACAUCUACGAGCAGAAUUGCAUGGAGAUCCUAAUACCUCGAAUACUCAUGCCUAUGGAUUGUUCUGGUGGGAUCAAGAGAGAAGAAGAAGAGUGCAGCUACAAAGAUGUGAAGAAAGAAUAUGAGGAAACAGAUGAAUCUCCUGAACGAGUUGAGAUCAAAAUUAGAAAGAAGAUAUCUGAAGAGAGCAAAACAUCUAAGAAGAAGAAGACGAGCAAGAGAAUGAAGAAGAAGAUCAAGAGAAAUAAGAAAAUGACUGGUGCUCCAGAAUUCAAAAUCACCAUAAGGAAUUCAUACCUCAAGUUCCUGGCAAUCCCAAAACAUUUUGUGGAUGAUCAUCUUCCGCAGAAGUCUAAGUUCUUCACUAUUCACCACCCGGAUGGUCUCAAGUCAUGGAAGGUGCUUUGUUUGGUGAGGGAGAUUCGGACAAUCUUCUCAGGUGGAUACUCGAAACUGGCAAGGGAGUAUCCUUUAUUGGUUGGUGACAAAUGCACCUUCAAGCUUAUUGAACCCUAUGCGUUUAUCCUAGAUAUCUCCAAGAAAACUAGAGAGGAGAUCACUCACUGCAUGAUCGAUUGA
Messenger RNA from Capsella rubella, 903 nucleotides. Its product is annotated as B3 domain-containing protein At3g17010. Lineage: Eukaryota; Viridiplantae; Streptophyta; Magnoliopsida; Brassicales; Brassicaceae. Bases 1 to 903 code for a protein of 300 amino acids. The transcript has 5 exons. The record is from RefSeq and is a predicted model, not a curated record. Gene Ontology annotation, molecular function: DNA binding.